Fonsecaea erecta is the source of this 825-nucleotide messenger RNA. RefSeq lists its product as hypothetical. Bases 1 to 825 code for a protein of 274 amino acids. Gene Ontology annotation, molecular function: methyltransferase activity. The record is from RefSeq and is a predicted model, not a curated record. The transcript has a single exon. Lineage: Eukaryota; Fungi; Ascomycota; Eurotiomycetes; Chaetothyriales; Herpotrichiellaceae.
AUGUCUCUGUCACAGCUGGACGUGGUGAAGUCGAUGUACGAUGAGCGGAGCGAGCAGUACGACGAGAACGACGUCCACGUGCGUCAGGCGCAGGACUACAUCACCUGGGCGGAUCUGAAGGAAGGCGAGAACCUACUCGACCUGGCCUGCGGGACUGGCCUUGUGGCCAUCGGCGCCAAGCAGGUGGUCGGCACGUCAGGGCGCGUUGUCGGCAUCGACAUCAGCGAAGGAAUGUUGAAUGUCGCACGACGCAAAGCCCAAGCCGCAGGGUUCGAUAUUGCUUUUUUCAAUCACGACGUCGGCGACCUCACUGGCCUGGACAUCGUGCCAAAGGGCUCGGACGGCUUCUUCGACGUGGUCACCUGCGCUUCGGCACUGAUCCUCCUCCCCGACCCGCUCCGGGCCGUCAAAAAUUGGAAAUCGGUGCUCAGGCCCGGUGGGCGCCUCAUCACCGACGUGCAGACCAAGGACGCAAAUCUGGUCAUGAACAUCUUUUCGGCCAUCGCCCCGCACGUCGGCGAGACCGUGCCCUGGCACUCGCAUCUGUGGCAGUCUCAGCAAGCCCUGGCGGCUCUGAUGGUUGACGCAGGGUUCCAUGUCGAGAAGAUCUUCGAGACCGAAGCCUACGCGAGGGCACAGUAUCAUCUCGACGCGGCGCAGGAACUUUUCGACAAAGCUGUCGGCAAGGCCAUGUACAAGGACUUUGGUCGCGCCGAGAUCCGCGAGAAGGCCAAAGAAUUGUUUGUGCGGAAAUUCGCAGAGAUUGGAGAGACAAUUGAGGAAGAGACAAAGUACUGGGUCAUUGUGGCCACGAAUCCGAAAUGA